Messenger RNA from Aedes albopictus (Asian tiger mosquito), 2370 nucleotides. RefSeq names its product vacuolar protein sorting-associated protein 4 (gene Vps4). Lineage: Eukaryota; Metazoa; Arthropoda; Insecta; Diptera; Culicidae. The transcript is spliced from 5 exons. Gene Ontology annotation, biological process: endosomal transport; vacuole organization. The record is from RefSeq and is a predicted model, not a curated record. Gene Ontology annotation, molecular function: ATP hydrolysis activity; ATP binding. The coding region runs from base 217 to 1554 and encodes 445 amino acids.
UUUGAAGAUUUUUCAUCCGCGCAUUGUUUGUAUGUUGGCAGUGUACGUCACUUCGAGUAGAGUACAAAAAUAAUCAGAUUUACGAGCCCAUCCGGAUUAGUCAUCCACUCAUUAAUGCAACUUGGAAUUGUGGCUCGGUUUUAGUGUUUGGUACCGGAAAACAAAUCGUAACUUACAUUUGGCCCGAAGGUAAACAACCUCCAGGAGAGGCAAACAAUGGCUGCUGGAUCAACGCUGCAGAAGGCGAUCGAUAUCGUCACGAAGGCCACCGAGGAAGAUCGCAACAAGAACUACGAGGAAGCGUUACGCCUGUACGAGCACGGAGUGGAGUACUUUCUGCAUGCCAUUAAGUACGAGGCACAGGGAGACAAGGCAAAGGAUUCGAUUCGAGCGAAAUGCCUUCAAUAUUUGGACCGUGCCGAGAAGCUGAAAGCCUACCUAAAGAAGGGCAAAAAGAAGCCUGUCAAGGACGGUGGCAGCAGCAGCUCGAAGGACAGCAAAAGCGGUGGCAAGAACAACGGUGAUAGUUCCGAUUCCGACUCGGAUGAUCCGGAGAAGAAGAAGCUGCAGUCCAAGCUGGAGGGUGCCAUUGUUGUGGAAAAACCGCACGUCAAGUGGUCGGACGUUGCCGGCUUGGAGGGCGCCAAGGAAGCGCUGAAAGAGGCCGUGAUUCUGCCGAUUAAGUUCCCACAUUUGUUCACCGGGAAACGCAUCCCCUGGAAGGGAAUUUUGCUGUUUGGGCCACCCGGUACCGGUAAGUCCUAUCUGGCUAAGGCAGUAGCCACGGAGGCCAACAAUUCGACGUUCUUCUCCGUUUCGAGUUCGGAUUUGGUAUCGAAAUGGCUCGGCGAGUCGGAAAAGUUGGUCAAGAAUCUAUUCGAGCUGGCCCGAACCCAUAAACCUAGCAUUAUCUUCAUCGACGAAGUGGACUCGCUCUGCUCGUCCAGGUCGGACAAUGAAAGCGAAAGUGCCCGUCGAAUCAAAACGGAAUUCCUGGUCCAGAUGCAGGGCGUGGGCAGUGAUAACGAUGGAAUUUUGGUGCUAGGCGCCACCAAUACUCCUUGGAUUUUAGAUUCCGCCAUUCGGAGACGUUUCGAGAAACGUAUCUAUAUCCCGUUGCCUGAGGAGCAUGCCCGGUUGGUCAUGUUCAAGCUCCACCUGGGAAACACGUCCCAUUGUCUUACGGAGGAAAACAUUCGGACGCUGGCCAAAAAGACGGAAGGCUACUCCGGAGCGGAUAUUUCCAUUGUGGUUCGUGAUGCUCUGAUGCAACCGGUACGAAAGGUCCAAUCGUCGACACAUUUCAAGAAAAUCACCGGCCAGUCCCCUGUCGAUAAGGAAACGAUUUGUGAUGAUCUGCUGGUCCCAUGCAGUCCGGGUGAUGCCGGAGCCAUCGAGAUGACCUGGAUGGAGGUGCCUAGUGAUAAACUGUCUGUACCACCGGUUACAAUGGGCGAUAUGCUAAAAUCGCUUUCCAGCACCAAACCGACCGUCAACGAGGAAGAUAUGAAAAAGUUGGACAAAUUUACGGAAGAUUUCGGACAGGAAGGCUAGACCGUCCGGGUGUCGUCAAGAGUUGGCUUCGUAAGUUCGUCUUUGCUUUCAAAACUCUAUUUCAACCGUGUUUUCGAUUUAGUUUGUAUCUAACGGCUUUAAGUGUCGACCCUAAUCGGUGGUAAAUUUUAGAGCGGACUCGUGGAACGUGGACCAUAAAAGUGCGCUGGAUAUCUGCACGGGGAUAUUCCCAAUAUACUUAAUAGAUUUUUAUUUUUCUGAGUUCCAAUACAGAUUCAAACUUCAUCGGUGUAUAAAUACGAAUCGUUUUCGAACACGUAGUGAGAUAAUUUUACUUUUUCCCACUUUACUUUCUUUCCGCCUUUUACGCUAUGAAAUUGUACGAAUAAUAUAUAAACAUACACUGAUUUGAAAGAAGUGAAAAAUCACUCCAAAAACAGUGCCGUUUCAUUUUUUUGUAUCCAUCCAUAUUCUGCAAAGAGUGGGCUCUCAAUAGUGUACCUAAUCUGUAUACUUUCGGAAAUGUCCAUAAGUCGCGUUGCGUAUAGAAAAGUGAUUAUUUUGGCAGAAAUAUGGACCCAAUCAUAUGAUAUUUGUGGGUUCAUGUUUAAAUUUUGAGUAAAGGGACACAGAUAAACGCAGAGUUUAUGACAAUGGUAAUUUUUGCGGGACGUAAUUGAUGGACAUUUCUCUACAUAUAGUAAAUGUAUAUGCUGCGGUUGGUUGGACACUGCUGAAAUAGAUUCGUGGACAUUAUUGCUAUUAUAGAUUGGCAGCAAACGAAAAACAAAAAAAUGCUGAUGAAAUAGGAAUAAGUGAAUGAAUACUACUACACUGUUAUAAUAUUGCUGAAAA